Messenger RNA from Physella acuta, 1097 nucleotides. Its product is annotated as N-glycosidase YbiA. NCBI's taxonomy places the organism in Eukaryota, Metazoa, Mollusca, Gastropoda, Physidae. The record is from RefSeq and is a predicted model, not a curated record.
UUGACCCUUUGCUUUGAGACUUUUCUCGCUGGCGUCCAUUUCAUUACUUGGAUCAGAAGGCUACUCCUGGUCUCUUACUUGAAAAAAUACACAACCAUGGCAGAGGGAAAAGCAAAGCCUGAAACUUUCUGCCUCUUUUAUAAAAAAGAAUCACCAUUUAGUCAGCACCACCCAAGCAAGUUUAAAGUUGAUGAUCAGGAAUUCAACUGUGCUGAGCAGUACAUGAUGUAUAAGAAAGCUGAGCUGUUCCAGGAUGAAAUUAUGAAAAAGAAAAUAAUGGAAUCCAAAAGUCCAAUGGAGCAGAAAAAAUUUGGGCGUCAAGUCCACAAUUUUGAUGAAGAUAAGUGGAACGCAGUUUGUGAGGAUAUUGUCAAGGAAGCUUCAAUUGCUAAGUUUAAACAAAAUGAGCACUUAAGAAAGGAGUUAUUUGCAACUUUUCCAAAGACUUUGGUUGAGGCCAGUCCUACAGACUGCAUCUGGGGAAUAGGGAUGAGUGAGUCAAAUCCUAAAGCCCAUGACAAGAAGCUAUGGCGGGGAAAAAACAAAUUAGGUUACAUCCUGACGCAGGUUAGGGAUGAGCUUAUGGAGAGCUUAUAGAGAAAUGGAACAACACCUUUGGUCAAGUUCAGGAGCAGGACACUGGACAUCACAACAUGGCCAAGAGCUGGUCACUAGAUAUUACAUCAUGGCCAGGAGCUAGACAAAAGACUGUAUUUCAUAGCCCCCAGAUUUCUGCUGAACAUGUGUGUAUGUUUAUUUAAGUUAUACAACUAAAAUAAAGCCCUGAUAUAAAUUGUAUUAUUAAAUCUAUUACAACCAGUCCGUCCAUACAGCUACAUUUCCAGCUAUUCAUUAUUUUUUUAUUUAUAAUAAAAUUAACUGCCAGUAAAUGGCCUUUUGUAUUCUAAGAUCAUGGAUACAAAACUGAAACUGAUUCACUUAAUCUCAACACAAGCACACUCAAUUGUUUUAAAAAGUAAAUGAUAAUAUCAUUCCAAUUUAUUUUGACAAAAUUAUCUAUAUAAGCAAAAGACCGCAAAAUGUAUAAAUUAUAAAAAGUCUCAAAAUUAACUGUUACAAAAUUAUCCAUGAUUUAA